AUUGGAACAUUACAGACUAAGAAUCGGAACAAUUGAGUGUUUGGUAAUUGGACACUAGGAUCAAGGAAUCCCAUAUCGGUAACAAUUUCAAUGCAUUUGCGAAGUCACAUUGUAACUGUAAGUACUGUCUGAGAUCGUUGCGUCCGUUUCUUCGUUUAUAUCAGGCCCUAUUUUCCGAUGAGAUUAUUUUUUUUGUUGCGUGUAUGAGGUCUGUCGGGAGAUUAAAAUAUAAGAGAAAUGCAGGGAUUUGUGAGGCUACAUUUGCACUGAUGAACCGCUCUUGUUCUACUACGCUUUACUCGGUCGUUUAUGGAACCAUGGAGUGAAAUGUCGCUUUAGAAAGCGCGAGGAACAAGACUAAUUCUACUCCGAGACCUCUGGAUCUAAACCCGCCACACCGACUGCUUUAAAUCCCAGCCGGCGUGUUAACGACUUUUACAUCUCAGACGUGGGAUACCUUUACUGUGUUGGCCAAGGCAGGGAACCUCACGAGCCCCUGCCGCUACUCUCGCAGGGGAAAGAGCUAAUAAAAAGCAUUCGGGCACCUCUAACCGGGCGCAGUUUAGCAUUUGAAUACAGCUUGGCUGUAUGAGCGAGGGAGCGAGAGGGGCAGAGAGCGUAGGAUAUCUGAUUUGUUUUUACUUGGUCGAGGGAGUGAAAUGAUAAAACCAGCUAGAAGGGGGAGAAAACGCAUUUAAAAUCGCCCACAUGCUCUGGAUCAAUCGCUGGAUUGGGGCACGGAAUACGAAGAAGGGGGAAGACGCGAGUUUGAAAUCUUUGCGGGCUGGAAGAUGGCAGAGGGGUGCAGUUGGAAGUGGUGAGAGCCUAACUUCUGGCCACUUCGAAUUUAUUUGUAACCAACUUGCCCCUAUUCGUAGGACACAUGCAGGCCAAAAAACGAUAUUUAAUCCUGCUCUCUGCCGGUACAUGUCUAGUUCUACUGUUCUACUUUGGAGGUGUACCACUUCCAUCUUCGGGCAGGAACCGGCAUGACCGUAGCCACAAUGGAUAUCGCCCCGACCAGCCGUGGCCACACUUCUCGGACCCUUUACAACAAUUCCUACUCUGGGAUCAACCGGACACCGAGGAAUACAACAUUCACAUAUCGCCAAGGCAAAAGAGGGACGUUAACACAAGUGUGUACAAAGGCAAAAGAUGUCGCAUGGAUUCGUGCUUUGAUUUCUCAGCAUGCAAAAGGAACGAUUUCAAAGUGUAUGUCUACCCCCAGCAGAAAGGGGAGAAAAUCUCUGAAAGUUACCAGAAUAUUUUGUCGAUUGUUGAGGGAUCCAGGUUCUACACCACUGACCCGGGUCAAGCUUGUCUAUUCAUCCUGAGCUUGGACACCCUGGACCGGGACUCGCUGUCUCCGCAGUACGUGCACAAUCUCAAAACCAAGGUCCAGAACCUUCAUCUCUGGAACAAUGGCAGAAACCACCUCAUAUUUAACUUGUACUCUGGGACAUGGCCGGACUACACGGAAGACCUAGGUUUCGACAUAGGCCAGGCCAUGUUGGCCAAGGCCAGCAUCAGUACCGAGAUCUUCAGGCCCAACUUUGACGUGUCCAUCCCGCUGUUCUCCAAGGAGCACCCUAGGACCGGAGGGGACAGGGGGUACCUAAAGUACAACUCCAUCCCACCUUUCAGGAAAUACAUGCUCGUGUUUAAGGGGAAGCGAUACCUUACAGGGAUAGGGUCAGACACGAGGAAUGCCUUAUAUCAUGUCCAUAACCAGGAGGACGUGGUGCUCCUCACCACCUGCAAACACGGCAAGGAUUGGCAGAAACACAAGGACGCACGCUGUGAAAAGGACAACGCAGAAUAUGACAAAUACGACUACAGAGAGAUGCUACACAACUCUACUUUCUGCCUGGUGCCCCGGGGCAGACGCCUGGGAUCCUUUCGCUUCCUGGAGGCGCUGCAAGCAGCCUGUGUGCCUGUGAUGCUGAGUAACGGCUGGGAGCUGCCCUUCUCUGAGAUCAUCAACUGGAACACGGCGGCCGUCAUCGGGGACGAGAGGCUCCUGCUGCAGAUCCCAUCCACGGUGCGUUCCAUCCAUCAGGAUAAGAUCCUAGCUCUGAGGCAGCAGACCCAGUUCCUUUGGGAGGCCUACUUCUCCUCUGUGGAGAAGAUUGUGCUGACCACUCUGGAGAUCAUCCAGGACCGGGUGCUGCAGCAGGAGUCCAGGAGCACCUUGAUGUGGAACAGCCACCCCGGGGGGCUCUUUGCCCUGCCACAGUACUCUGCCCACCUGGGAGACUUCCCCUUCUACUACGCCACCCUAGGUAUAAAACCGUACCCCAAGUUCACAGCAGUCAUCCAUGCAGUCACCCCCCUGGUCUCCCAAUCCCAGCCCAUCCUCAAGCUGCUGGUGUCUGUUGCCAAAUCACAGUACUGUGCACAGAUCAUUGUGCUGUGGAACUGUGACAAGCCUCUCCCUGCUAAGCACCGCUGGCCUGCCACCUCCGUGCCCGUCAUUGUCAUCGAGGGAGAAAACAAGGUGAUGAGCAGUCGCUUCCUGCCCUACGAGACCAUUGUCACCGACGCUGUGCUCAGUCUGGAUGAGGAUACGGUGCUCUCGACCACAGAGGUGGACUUUGCCUUCACGGUGUGGCAGAGCUUUCCAGAGAGGUUGGUGGGCUACCCGGCCCGGAGCCACUUCUGGGACAGUAACAAGGAGCGCUGGGGCUACACUUCCAAGUGGACCAACGACUACUCCAUGGUGCUGACCGGAGCUGCCAUCUACCACAGAUAUUACCACUUCCUUUACACAAACUUCCUGCCUGUCAGCCUGAAGGGCAUGGUGGACCAGCUGGCCAACUGUGAGGACAUCCUCAUGAACUUCCUGGUGUCCGCCGUCACCAAGCUGCCGCCCAUCAAGGUCACCCAGAAGAAGCAGUACAAAGAGACCAUGAUGGGACAGUCGUCGCGGGCUUCGCGCUGGGCCGACCCGGACCACUUCGCCCAGCGGCAGACGUGCAUGAACAAGUUCGCCAGCUGGUUUGGCGGCAUGCCCCUGGUCCACUCCCAAAUGAGGCUGGACCCGGUGCUGUUCAAGGACCAGGUCUCCAUCCUGCGCAAGAAAUACAGGGACAUCGAGAGGCUCUGACAGGAUGUGCACCCCCUGCCAGAGAGGCCGGGGGAGGCGGUAGCCGAAGGAGGACCACGACAGUGGCAGUAGGACAGUCAGCCACCUGGAGCCCAAUCUAAGGCGGCGCUACAGCUCUGUCUUCCACUCAGCACAUUGCCAAUGACUACAGCAGCGCCAGGACUUGACGAGCGAAAUGAUGUCUGGAGAACUAUGUGUAUACACACACAGAAUAUACAGAUCUGUAGUACGUUCACAUAAACACACACAGACACUACUGACGAGACUCUUGGGUAGAAUAUUUUUUUUGUAUGAAUGCCACGAAGGAGCGGAUUACGACAGACUUUCCUGCGACUCUCUGCACAUGUGCAGGAUGGUAGAGGAAGGGAGGUGUCCAACAUGGCAACCCAAUCUCAGAUCAGAUCCGCCCCGGGCUGGUAACCUAGAGUCAAUGCAACCCCACCGUGACUCCUUCAUGACCUCCCCAUGUCUGCAUCAGGACCACUGAGACACUCACCACCGGCCCCUGCUCUGGACCCUAGGAAACCAGGUUCCUCCAUUACUUUCCUAACCAUACUUCCCUCCCAUAUGUACACUGGUUUGAAGCCUUGGGGUCUUAUCUUCCUAAGAACUGUCCCCUGAUUAAAUUAAAUUCAACAUUUGGUAGUAAAGGUCGAGAAAAGUUGAGUCAAAGCCCCCCUUAUAUUUAUGUUAUUCUUUUACUGGAAGGGUGGUUUAAAAGCCACCGUUUUCAAAUGGUGCCACUCAUAUUGCCAUGAGGCAGUCGCAAAACCCACAGGAACACCCACUCUAUGCUCAGUCUUUGAUUUUCUGAUAGUUAGAUUUUUAUUUCUGUCUGUUUCUCUGAUUUAUCACAACGAUAAGCCAGAAGCAUGUCACAUUUUAGAUGUACCCUUUUUCCUUCAAAACUCUCAACUCUCAAAAGCAGUUCUACUUUUCUCCUCGUCUUUCCCCUCAGAAGCUCCGUACCAGUGUGUGUACAGAGGUUGAAUGUAGGCUCAUCCCCACCAAAAGCCCAAGCGGAGCACUUUCCCUCUGUCGGAAUGAGCAACAUGAACAUUCCUGGAUGAAAUGGAGCAGAACACUGCCUUCUAAAGCAAACCCUUUUCACCCAUUUCUUUAUUUCCCCUUUAUUGUUUGAGCAAUCCCGUGGCAGGAGUGCAUGCUAAAUUUAGACCCUGCUUCAUUUCCACAGGGGUGUUACAGAUUUCAGUGACUAGUCUGUUGUGCCAUGUCCCCGAAAUUCACAUUAGGGCUGCCUUUUUAAAAUUGCUUAUUGCACAUAUUUUCCAUAAAUCGAUAUCGAAAGCAGGAGAACAUGCGAUCUGGUCAAAAUGCCCUCUGUAAUAUUCGCUGUUCUUCCUAGAUGCCCUCAUCAUAAUGAUGUUGGUGAAAUACACGCCUCAAAGCCAUUCGAUAGACGUAGGCAUUUCCUACACCAUUUGUCAGAGGACAUAUGUUUUGUGUUUAAUUAGAGAAAGACAUUUCAUUUGAAGUGUUGGUUUCCCUGGGGAGCA
Oncorhynchus gorbuscha (pink salmon) is the source of this 4623-nucleotide messenger RNA. Its product is annotated as exostosin-1b-like. Gene Ontology annotation, cellular component: membrane. Lineage: Eukaryota; Metazoa; Chordata; Actinopteri; Salmoniformes; Salmonidae. Gene Ontology annotation, molecular function: glycosyltransferase activity. The coding region runs from base 884 to 3106 and encodes 740 amino acids. The transcript is spliced from 11 exons. The record is from RefSeq and is a predicted model, not a curated record.